GGCGGACGGCAUCGGGGUCGUGGUGCUUGCAGCUGCUCGGGGGCGGCUUCUUGAGGAACUCGGCCGGCUCCUCUCAACCAGCUCCGCGGCGGCGGCUCUGCCCUCUCGUUCUCCCUCCCGCGUCCCCGGCUGCAGGUGAAAGAAAAGCAAGCCAGGAUGGAUAUUUACGACACUCAAACCUUAGGAGUCGUGGUCUUUGGUGGAUUCAUGGUGGUUUCUGCCAUUGGCAUCUUCCUGGUGUCGACCUUCUCCAUGAAGGAGACGUCAUAUGAAGAAGCCCUAGCCAACCAGCGCAAGGAGAUGGCAAAAACACACCACCACAAAGUAGAGAAGAAAAAGAAGGAGAAAACUGUGGAGAAGAAAGGAAAGACCAAGAAAAAGGAAGAGAAGCCCAACGGGAAGAUCCCAGAACAUGAGCUGUCUCCUAACGUGACCAUCCUCCUCAAAGAAACAGUGCGGGCACCUCCUAUGGCCAUGGCUCCCACCCUAGCCCAGCCACCCAUGGUCAUUACCCCUGUAGCCAAAGUACCAGCCAUGCCCCAGGAGAAGCUGGCCCCCUCCCCUAAAGACAAAAAGAAGAAGGAGAAAAAAGUGGCUAAGGUGGAGCCAGCAGUCAGUCCUAUAGUGAAUUCCAUCCAGGUUCUUGCCUCAAAGGCUGCCAUCUUGGAAACUGCUCCCAAGGAAGUACCUAUGGUGGCCGUGCCCCCAGUGGGUGCCAAGGCCAGUGCCCCAGCCACUGGCACUGCUCAGGGCAAGAAGGCUGAGGUGGUUCAGAGCCAGGGCAGAAAGGCAGAGGGAUCCCAGAACAAGGGUAAAAAGGCAGAGGGGGUUCAGAGCCAAGGCAAAAAGGCAGAGGGGACCCCCUGCCAGGGUAAAAAGGCAGAGGGGACCCCCAACCAGGGUAAAAAGGUAGAAGUGGUCCAGAACCAGGGCAAAAAGGUGGAGGGAACUCAGAACAAGGGGAAAAAAGGGGACGGGGCCGAGAACCAGGGGAAGAAGGCAGAGGGAGUCCAGAACCAAGGCAAAAAGGCAGAGGGGACCCUCAACCAAGGUAAAAAGGUAGAAGUGGUCCAGAACCAGGGCAAGAAGGCAGAGGGAACUCAGAACCAGGGAAAAAAGGCAGAAGGGGCCCAGAACCAGGGGAAAAAGGCAGAAGGGUCCCAGAACCAGGGGAAAAAGGCAGAAGGGGCCCAGAACCAGGGGAAAAAGGCAGAGGGAACUCAGAACCAGGGAAAAAAGGGGGAGGGGACCCAGAAUCAGGGGAAAAAGGUAGAAGUGGCCCCAAACCAGGGCAAAAAGGGGGAAGGGGCCCAGAACCAGGGGAAAAAGAUAGACGGGGCCCAGAACCAGGGCAAAAAGGGUGAGGGGGCCCAGAAUCAGGCCAAAAAGACAGAAGUGGCCCCCAACCAAGGCAAAAAGAUGGAAGGGACUCCGAAUCAGGUUAAAAAAGUAGAGGGCACCCAGAAUCAGGGCAAGACAUCAGAAGGGAGUCCCAAUCAGGGAAGAAAAACAGAGGGGACCCCCAACCAAGGCAAAAAGGCAGAAGGAGCCCAGAACCAGGGGAAAAAGGCAGUUUCAGUUGCCAAUCAAGGCAUUAAGGCAGAGAGUGUUUCAAAUGUUGGGAAAAAAGCAGAGGGGGGCUCCAAUCAAGGCAAAAAGGCAGAAGGAGCCCCAAAUCAGGGUAGAAGGUCAGAGGGGUCUCCCAACCAGAGCAAAAAGAUGGAUGUGACUGCAAAUCAGGGUAAGAAGGCAGAGUCACCUCCCAUGCAGGGUAAAAAUACAGAUAUGAUCCAGAGCCAAGAGGCACCAAAGCAAGAAGCUCCUGCUAAGAAGAAGUCUGGUUCAAAGAAGAAAAGUGAGUCUGCAGUGGCCCCGGGUCCUGACAGCCCCCUCUGCCUGCCUUAUAAGACACUGGUCUCCACGGUGGGGAGCAUGGUGUUCACCGAGGGCGAGGCCCAGCGGCUCAUCGAGAUCCUCUCGGAGAAGACUGGCCUCCUCCAGGACACCUGGCACAAGGCCACCCAGAAAGGCGAUCCUGUGGCCAUUCUGAAGCGCCAGCUGGAGGAAAAGGAGAAACUGCUGGCCACGGAGCAGGAGGACGCAGCUGCCGCCAAGAGCAAACUGAGGGAGCUCAAUAAGGAGCUGGCAGCAGAAAAGGCCAAGGCGACAGCCAGCGAGGCCAAGGUAAAGAAGCAGCUUGUGGCGCGGGAACAGGAGAUCACGGCCGUGCAGGCGCGCAUGCAGGCCAGCUACCGCGAGCACGUCAAGGAGGUGCAGCAGCUCCAGGGCAAGGUCCGGACUCUUCAGGAGCAGCUGGAAAAUGGCCCCAAUACCCAGCUGGCCCGCCUGCAGCAGGAGAACUCCAUCCUGAGGGAUGCCUUGAACCAGGCCACGAGCCAGGUGGAGAGCAAGCAGAAUGCAGAGCUGGCAAAGCUCCGGCAGGAGCUCAGCAAGGUCAGCAAGGAGUUGGUAGAGAAGUCAGAGGCCACACGGCAGGAGGAGCAGCAGCGGAAGGCUCUGGAAUCCAAGGCAGCCGCCUUCGAGAAGCAGGUUGUGCAGCUGCAGGCGUCUCACAAGGAGAGCGAGGAGGCCCUGCAGAAGCGGCUGGACGAGGUCAGCAGGGAGCUGUGCCGCUCCCAGACCAGCCAGGCCAGUCUCCGGGCUGACGCCGAGAAGGCUCAGGAGCAGCAGCAGCAGAUGGCAGAGCUGCACAGCAAACUGCAGUCCUCCGAAGUGGAGGUGAAGAGCAAAUGUGAGGAGCUGAGUGGUCUCCACGGGCAGCUCUCAGAGGCCCGGGCUGAAAACUCACAGCUCGUGGAGAGAAUUCGGUCCAUCGAGGCCCUGCUGGAGGCGGGCCAGGCCCGGGAUGCCCAGAAUGCCCAGGCCAGCCGAGAGGAGGCCGACCAGCAGCAGGCCCGCUUCAAGGAGCUGGAGCUCCAGGUGUCAUCUCUGGAGCAGGAAGCCACCAAGCUCAGGGAGGCCGUGGAGCAGCAGAAAGUAAAGAACAAUGACCUCCGAGAGAAGAACUGGGAGGCCAUGGAGGCUCUGGCUUCGGCCGAGAGAGCCUGCGAGGAAAAGCUGCGUUCCCUGACCCAGGCCAAGGAGGAGUCGGAAAAGCGGCUCAGCCUGACCGAGGCGCAGACCAGAGAGGCCCUGAGCGCGCUGCUCCCCGAGCUCUCCACGGCCCACCAGAAUUACGCCGAGUGGCUGCAGGAACUGAAGGAGAAAGGCGCCACGCUGCUGAGGCAGCCGCCAGCCGAUGCGGAGCCCCAUGCGGACCUGGGCCCCAGGCUGAGGGAGGCGGAGGAGGCCCAGAGCACGUUGCAGGCCGAGUGUGAGCAGUACCGCACCAUCCUGGCAGAGACGGAGGGAAUGCUCAGAGACCUGCAGCAGAGCGUUGAGCAGGAGGAGCAGGUGUGGAAGGCCAGGGCAGACAACUCAGAGGAGGAGCUGCAAGAGUCACGUGUCACAGUGAAACAUCUUGAAGAGGUCAUAGAGAAGCUGAGGGGAGAGCUGGAGAGUUCAGAUCAGGUGAGGGACCACACCUCGCACUUGGAGGCCGAGCUGGAGAAGCACAUGGCGGCGGCCAGCGCCGAGUGCCAGAGCUAUGCCAAGGAGGUGGCGGGGUUGAGGCAACUUUUACUAGAAUCUCAGUCUCAGCUGGAUGCAGCCAAGAGUGAAGCCCAGAAACAGAGUGACGAGCUGGCCCUGGUCAGGCAGCAGUUGAGUGAGAUGAAGAGCCACGUAGAGGAUGGUGACGUAGCUGGGUCCCUGGCCACCCCCCCAGAGGCCCCCCCAGCCGAGCAGGACCCCACAGAGCUGAAGACACAGCUGGAGCACACAGAAGCCAUCCUGGAGAACGAGCAGACGCAGCGGCAGAAGCUCACAGCCGAGUUCGAGGAGGCUCAGAACGCGGCAUGCCGCUUGCAGGAAGAGCUAGAGAAGCUCCGCACAGCCACUCCCCUGGGGUCUUCAGAAGCAGAGGAGACCACGCAGCUGAAGGAGCGACUGGAGAAAGAAAAGAAGUUGACAAGUGACCUGGGCCGUGCUGCCACCAAGCUGCAGGAGCUUUUAAAGACAACCCAGGAGCAGCUGGCAAAGGAGAAAGACACGGUGAAGAAGCUGCAGGAGCAGCUGGACAAAGCAGUGAGGGGAUGGUAGCAGCUCGAAGGAGGGCACCUCUGUCUGAAUUUCCUCUGUGGAAAAAGAAGUUACUGUUCAACUUACCAAAAUGCCUUACACAUUCCUUACAGAUAAGUCAACCAAGCAACACAGCAUUAUCCAGGCCCAACUUCUCAUAGCUCCAAGAGAGAAGCCAUUGGAGACGCAAGUCUCUUAGAACCACAGAAAUAAAUCUUCCAGACCCGUUUGUAAAAGAACCUUUGUACCGUUUGAUAAACACUAUUCCCUGAAACCAGCCCUGGAUGGUCGCCAAGCAGAUGCCAAGGCCCUCAAGCACCUGUUUGUGAAAGGAACCCAGGCUGCGCGCUGGGAGGCCGGGACAGGCUCUGGAUCUCUCUCAGUCAGUGCAGUGGGGGGUCUGCAGUGGGUGGGGGUGGGUUGGACAAGGAGGCUGUGGACAAGACUGGAGGGGCACGGCCCGGCCCAGCAAGCAGCAGCCCACCCCCCUGGAAGAAGUUGCCUCCCAGAACCAGUGUGACCUCCCGGAUUUAAUGCCAUUAAAACCAUCGUUAUGGCCCGG
Choloepus didactylus (southern two-toed sloth) is the source of this 4702-nucleotide messenger RNA. RefSeq names its product ribosome binding protein 1 (gene RRBP1). The record is from RefSeq and is a predicted model, not a curated record. The coding region runs from base 157 to 4161 and encodes 1334 amino acids. Lineage: Eukaryota; Metazoa; Chordata; Mammalia; Pilosa; Megalonychidae. Gene Ontology annotation, biological process: protein transport. The transcript is spliced from 24 exons. Gene Ontology annotation, cellular component: endoplasmic reticulum membrane.